CUGUCAAUGUCAACUUUUUUGUUUGCAAACACGCUUUGGCUGAUAUUACAGUACGUAAAACUUAACAUUUACUCGAUUUAUUACAAGUUUUUGUGUUAUUCAAGGAUUUCUAGUGUUUGUUUAUCCAAGAUGGACUACAAAUCCAAAGAAAUUAUUCGAUCAAGUUUAUAUGAUCGAGUAAAGAAAUUAUUAGUUUCAUAUGAGUGGAGUGACUGCAGCUUCUCUAUAUCUGGUAAAGACUUCAAAGCACACAAGUUAAUAUUAGGAAUCAGUAGCCCAGUAUUUGAGGCGAUGUUUUAUGGACCACUGUCUAACAGCAACAAUGUUAUCAUCACAGACAUUGAACCGGAUACGUUCCAACUUCUACUGAAUUAUAUUUACACAGAUAAGGUUGAACUUACUUCUAUUGAGGAAGCUUUUGAACUCUUGUAUGCCUCCAGAAAAUAUCUCCUUGAACAGUUAAGUGAUAUGUGUAUUACUUAUAUUCAGAAAAAUGUUAGUAUUGAUAAUGUGACUACUAUUCUGAAUUACCCAGAAUUUAUGCAAGACAAAGAAUUGAUAUCUACAGCACUGAAAUUGUUUUGUGAACAUGCAACAUAUUUACUUGAACACAAGAUGGAAAUCAUAUCACCUUCUUGCAUGAAAACCGUUCUUAAAAGUAAUCAAAUGAACAUAAAGGAAAAAGAUCUUAUUAAAUAUGUUUUUGAAUGGACAACAUUGUAUUGUCAGCAAACCAGUACACCCAUUGACAAGAGACAUGAUCUUUUGACCAACUGUGGGCUGUUCAAGUUGCUAAGAUUUUUUACACUUUCUUUGGAUGAAUUAGAUGAAAUUACAUCUGAUGUCAACAAUAUACUUUCAACACAAGAAUCAAUAUGUAUAAAAGAAGUGAUAACAGGAUCUAAAGCCAUAGAUGAAUUCAUAGAAAGUUCAUUAGGGUCCACUACCACCCCAAGAAUGCCAUUGAAGCUGCAAUGGCACCAUUGUCACCGUAGUCCUCUAAGGUCAGUAGCUCCUAUUAUAAUAGAUUUAAACAAUUACACAGUUCAUUCCAGAAUAAGAACAAACAAGUCCAUAUUUGUAACAUCUUUGUGCAUACCAACCCAGAUGGCUCCUGUGUUUAACUUUCGCAAUGAUGCAGUAAAGACAUAUUCUGAACAAAUAUCUGUUUCUAUUAUGGAAGAAUCUGAUGAGAAAGUAAUUAAGUUCACCAAUUUUAUGAAUACAGUUGAGUAUGACUCUAUGGUUGAUAUAGAGUUGUCUGAACCUUACUUUAUAAAGAAAGAUAUAUGGCAUAAAAUUAGUUUUGUGUGGCCUGGAAAUAGACAUUUAACUUAUUCAUAUGUUGUUGAAUAUAAACACAGAUAUUAUGAAGAUCACAGAGUGACAAUUGAAUUUGAAGACUUAUUUGUUUUACCUGGAAGCAGUGGCAGCUUUCUAAGUGGACUCAAGUAUUGUUUAUAAAUGUGUUAUAGGUAUAUAAAUGUUAAUAUGCUAGAAGAUUUUAGGAUACCUAAUAUGUAAAAAAAUGUGUUAAAACCUCCAAGUAAACCAAAAAAAAUAUGUUAUGUUUAAGUUCUGUAAAUUAUAAGUAGGUAUUUUAAUAGUCUUUAAAAGCAAAAUGUUGCCAUAAAAUUUAAUGUUAUUUAACUUCUUUAUUAUUACUCCCUUAUUUUAUGAUAAAUAAAUGUAAGAAAUUGAAUCUCAAUAAUAUCAGAAAAGAUAUUUGCGGUAUUUGAUAUAAAAAACACUCCAUUUAAAUCAGGAUUUAUUAUUAUUUAUAUCUUAAGUAAAGCAAGAUGAAACCAGUAUUAUAAUGAUUAUUUUAUUUAUUAACUAAUGAUUCUAUCGCGAUCUGAGUCACGCAAUAUUCUCAGAAAAUUACCUAAAUUAGGUAGGUACUUUAUUCACUACUUAAUGUUUUUAGAUAAAAUAAAUGUUUGUACCUAUUUACUACUUCUAUACAACGGGUUCUGGAUCGAUAAAAUCACGGUGUUUACAAUCUAAUAAUAUUAGCUACCUACGUAAAUACGUCGUCGACUCCUCAACUUAUCAAUACCUAUUUAUUCAAACUGAUCAAAAACAUACCUACAUUAAACGAAGUGUCUCGAGUACAUACCACAAACAAAAAAAAACAUGUCAACUAGUUAUUGUUUUUUUGUUAGCCACUUCGUGUUGGCGACGCAAAAAAUAACGCUUGUGUGAGUUAUCGUCUUAGAUUGUAUUUAGGUAGAUUGUUAAGGAAUCUGUAUUAGCCACGAUUUUCGAAUUACUUAUCAAUAAAUUAUUGUAUUUGAA
Messenger RNA from Pectinophora gossypiella (pink bollworm), 2298 nucleotides. Its product is annotated as BTB/POZ domain-containing protein 6-A. Bases 7 to 1464 code for a protein of 485 amino acids. Gene Ontology annotation, molecular function: protein binding. Lineage: Eukaryota; Metazoa; Arthropoda; Insecta; Lepidoptera; Gelechiidae. Gene Ontology annotation, biological process: neurogenesis. The record is from RefSeq and is a predicted model, not a curated record. Gene Ontology annotation, cellular component: cytosol; P-body. The transcript is spliced from 2 exons.